AUGUGGUGUCCGUCAUGUCGUCAGUUCACUCCUAAGCUCGCUAGGUUUUACAAAACAUUGAAAGAAUCAGGCAAGAAUUUGGAGAUUGUUCUUGUGUCACGAGAUCGCGAGGAUGAAGACCUGAAGGAAUACCUAACGGAGCACUGCGGUGGCUGGCUGGCAAUUCCUUUUGGCGACGAGAGAAUUCAGAGAAACGGACCGACAUCCGACCAGGUUGAGCUCUUUGAUGAGUGGCAAGAGAAACUCAAAGGAUAA
Molecule: messenger RNA, 255 nt
Organism: Ostertagia ostertagi
Lineage: Eukaryota; Metazoa; Nematoda; Chromadorea; Rhabditida; Trichostrongylidae
Source: the annotation of a GenBank genome assembly